GGACGUUGAACGUUCGGUGUCGAGAUUGUCAACUCCUCCCGACCGCCACCAAACGGCCAAACUACAGCCUCCCCACAGUCCUCUCUGCCGCGAGAAAAGAGAGCUGAGCUACCCUUUCUCGGGUUGGCGUUCGCCUCUCAUCCUCUCCUGCUCCUCCUCCUCCUCCUCCCCUUCUCUUGGCUCGUCGGAUGGUCUGAGCUGAGCUGACGUGAUCCUCUCGGACCGCUUUCCUCUCCAUCGGCUACAGCAUGUGGCGCUCUCUCUGGCGAUCCAUAGAUCGCUUCUCCCCUCAGUACUUCAAAUAUAUACUUAAUGAAUUGAGGGGUAUCAAAGUCGUCGAGAGGAGUAAUCGGGAACUUGUCAUAGACAUCUUGCAGUCUAUGGUAGAGAUAGUCACCUAUGGUGAUAAACAUGAUCCAAUAAUUUUCGAAUAUUUUAUGGAAUACCAAGUUAUGGCGGAGUUUGUUCGGGUACUGAAGAUUAGUAAAAAUUCAAGAAUUGAGGCGCCUUUGCUUCAGUACCUCAGCAUAAUGAUUCAAAACAUUGAAAGCGACCAUGCAAUCUAUUACUGUUUUAGCAAUGGCUACAUCAAUAGCAUCAUCACACACCCGUUUAAGUUUGAAGGGGGAGACUUGGCUUCAUACUACAUGUCAUUCUUAAGAGCAGUGAGCAGCAAACUCAAUAGAGACACACUCUGCCUUCUUGUAAAGGUUGAACUGGACAAUGUAGUUUCCUUCCCCUUAUACAGUGAAGCUCUUAAAUUUGCUCAACAUGGGGAAAAGAUGAUUCAGACAGCUGUACGUGCAUUAACCCUCAAUAUAUACAGUGUGAGCGAUGAUUUGGUGUAUGAGUUUAUAAAGACUCCUCCAACAGAAAAAUACUUCUCGGAUUUGAUGCAGAGCAUUAGAGAACAAUGCGUUCAUUUGGAUAGUAUUCUUCAUGCUCAAGAGGAGAAGUUCCCUUCUGGCAGAAUCAAAGACUUACGUUCAGAGACUGAAAAAGUAAUCGAUGAUCUCUACUAUUUAAAGGAUCUACUCUCUGUUGGUGAGUCCCAACUGAGUAGAUCAGUUUCGCAAAAUCUCCUCAACUGGCUUGUGCUUCCCGUCUUCCUUCCUUUAUCUCAGUUAAAGAAGAACAGUGGUUCAAGCCCAUCAGUUGUCACAUCUCUUUAUUUAGUUUCUCGUAUUCUUCAAGUUGUUGGUGGAAAGUCUUUGAUUAACCUUGUGGGGGUUGUUACAUUGUAUCCUUACAUUGAUGUGAAAGAUGCUGCCAGAGAGAACGGAGCUGAUGGAAGUAGGAAUGCUGAUUCUUUGGCAAACUAUAUCUCUCAAUUGGGAGGAUUUGUAUGUAACAGUUCUGAUGUUAUAGGAGCAGAAAGUAUGAAUGGAAACGACUCUAUAGGGCGAUUGAUGGCAUGUAAUUCAUCUGAUGAUGACUCUAUCAGUUGUGCUGAAGACGAUGAAUGCCAAAAAAGGGAUGGGAUUUUGUCGUUUAUAUGCUCAGACAAUCCCAGUGUACUGCUAGCAUCUUUGUUCUUGUUGCUUAUUUUGGCAGAAAGUAAAGAUCUUCAUUACUUGUUUGGGAAGAUAAUCGAGUCUCAUGUAAUAGUAGAAAUGAAGGUAAUAGAUACACUUCUGAAGGUUCUUGCGAGUCAAUCACAAGUAGCAGUACAGACAUAUUGGCACAUAGGAUGGUUCCUCCAGAAAAUGCUGGCAAUGCAAGGAAUGGAUCUUAGGAAUGAGACUAUUGUACUAUUUAAUAGAUCAUAUCAGCAGUCCAGGGAACAACUUAAGAAAGAACUCGAUGGAUGUUGGUUUGACUACAUCCCAGAUACUUUUAAAAAUGAAUGGGAGAGCUGUAAGAAAGUUCUCAAGGAAUCAUCCGAACAGAAAGAUCCCCUUUUUGCUCUAGAGCUUGCCAUGCGCCAGCAAAAGAACUCUGGCUAUGAGGGCUCUUCUUCUUCAGUUGCUUGGCAUAGGAUGGUUGAUGCAGUGAAGGUUUACAUUCUGCAUAUUCAUCUCAAGGCAUUCAUUUUGAAGCAAGAUCUGCCUGGAAACCCCAUUCCAGACCUGGCAAAUAGUCCCACAGAAUCUGGAACAACACAUUCUUCUGAUCAUUCCUCUGCAAACUUUGGUUCGGAGGUGCCUUUAGUAUCUGCAUUACCAUGUAGGAUUGCUUUCUCUAAUGCUGGAAUUCGGGACAUCUAUGUGAUACCAGUGGCUAGAGGCAAAUCAGGAAAGUUGCUUCUUAUGGAGAAACAUCCAUUCCGCACUCAAAGGGGAGUAGUAAUUGCAAUUGCUCCUCUGCCUGGUCUUAGUCCGAAGAUAGAUGAGGAUCACCCAACAUGGUUACAACUUCAGAUAAGAGAAUUGGAUCCAAGAUUUGACAUGAACAGGACUAGAAUUCACCCUUCCAAGAGCACGAAUCACGUUACAGAGGGAAGGUGGACGCUCGGCUUUUCGAAUGCUGAGACUUGUAUGGCCGCUCGGGAGAUGAUAGUUGAUGAAACAAGGAAUCAGAGAUCAUUUAUUGAAAGGCAAAUUGCCCAGCUUCUUCAGUGCGAUGGCAUUGAACUCUCAUCAGACACUUGAGGAAAUCAAUUCUCCGAUUCAUCGAUACAGUGGUCCGUAAAUUCACCCACUAACAAUUUUCUUCUGUUUCUUGUAUCCUGUAUCAUAUGUGUGCUUUUCGUGCUAAAUUUUGGGAUGCUGAGUAGUUGAUACAAGCUUGUAUUGUAGAAUGCUUGUAAUAAUCAUUGGGAAUCCGUCUUUCCUUUUGUCUAUCUUCGGGUGUAUUAGGCGUCACUAUAUAAUAAAACAUCAAAUAAACCAGGCAUUCUUAUUAUUUCCUUUGCCUCGUCUUUCACAAGAUCCACUUAUAUGUAAAAUCGAGUUCUUUUU
Molecule: messenger RNA, 2900 nt
Organism: Punica granatum (pomegranate)
Lineage: Eukaryota; Viridiplantae; Streptophyta; Magnoliopsida; Myrtales; Lythraceae
Source: RefSeq, a predicted model, not a curated record